Corylus avellana is the source of this 786-nucleotide messenger RNA. RefSeq names its product ergosterol biosynthesis protein (gene ERG28). NCBI's taxonomy places the organism in Eukaryota, Viridiplantae, Streptophyta, Magnoliopsida, Fagales, Betulaceae. Gene Ontology annotation, molecular function: protein-macromolecule adaptor activity. The record is from RefSeq and is a predicted model, not a curated record. Gene Ontology annotation, cellular component: membrane; endoplasmic reticulum.
UCGCAAUAGGUUGAAUUUCAGAGUCCAAUGACCGCCUACAAGCUGGGGGUGGGGGAUAAGCUUGGAACAUUUAAAACACAACGUGAAAACAACAAGGUCAAGGUGACACAAAUACACCUGGAACGAAAGAAGAGGAAAGGAAAGGCAAAGCAAAGAAUGAAGGCGUUAGGAUGGUGGCUUAUGCUUGUGGGUUCACUUCGCUUAGCCUCCGUUUGGUUCGGCUUCUUCAACAUCUGGGCUCUUAGACUCGCCGUCUUCUCCAAAACCACCAUGACUGAAGUUCAUGGAAGGACAUUUGGAGUUUGGACACUUUUGACUUGCACCCUUUGCUUUCUUUGUGCAUUUAACCUUGAAAAUAAGCCACUUUAUUUGGCUACCUUCUUAUCAUUCAUCUUUGCCUUUGGGCAUUUCUUGACUGAAUACCUAGUAUAUCAGACAAUGGCGAUUGCAAAUCUGACAACUGUUGGCAUCUUUGCAGGCACGUCGAUAAUAUGGAUGCUGUUGCAGUGGAAUGCACAUCAACCUAUCCACCCAAAGCAUUCUUGAUAUAGGAUGAUGUUUUUCUCAUUGCUCCAUUUUUUCGCUGAUGAAGAAUUUUCAUAUUGCUAGUUUAGUCCUUUUUAUGCCGGGCUUAUCUAUUCACUUGAGGGAUUCUGUUCAACAUCGUGUUAUCAAGUUAUGAAAAUUUAGCUUACCAAGAACUUCAGAAGUGUAUUUUUUAUGUUUUGACUAUCGUUUCACCAUGUUAGAAUGAUAGAUAAGGCGCUGGUGUUUCCUGCCCAUCCA